UGAUUUUUUUACUGCAUUAAAUGAAGUGAUCUAAUUUUGUACGAAAUUUGAACGUGCAAAUUUUUAAUAUAACAUUUAGUUUUGAAUAUCUGAAAGCUAUCAUAAUUCGCUCAAAGUCACGCACAUUACUUCAAAGUUUAUGCGCAGAAGUAGCUUUCAAAAACUAUUUCUAACUUUAUAAGACCUUCCUGCGACUACAGAAUGUCGUCAACAAAAGAACUUGGCGGGGGCAAGUACCUUUACGACGAACAGAAAACACUGGGUCGUGGUGCGUUUGGGGUCGUGUACUUGGGUCGCAUUAAUGACUCAUCUCGCAAGUUGGUGGCUGUGAAAUGUAUAGACUGUAAGGAUGAUGACAGAGACAGUCUGAUGUUAGUGUUCCACGAGGCCACUCUCCUGCUCACGCUCAAGCACGACAACAUCGUCCAGACGUACAAUUGCUACCCGACGGAAUCUUACAUUUAUCUCGUCAUGGACUUCUGCAACGGCGGAGAUCUAAGCGAUGUCCUCAGUAAAGUCGAGAAACUCCCAGAACCUGUCAUCCAAAUGUUCUUGAAACAAAUCGCCGCCGGUCUGGGCUACAUACACUCCCAGAACAUCAUUCACCGUGAUCUGAAGCCGCAGAAUAUCUUAGUUCACUGUGACAAAGCCAGCAAAAGUAAAGACUUCGAACUGGAUGAAAUAGUGUUAAAAUUAGCCGACUUCGGCCUGGCGAAGCAGAUGGCAAAGAAUGAGAGGCUCCAGACCGGUUGUGGAACCAUCGCCUAUAUGGCACCGGAGAUCAUGUGUCAAUCGGAGUACGACUCAAAAGCCGAUAUUUGGUCACUGGGUGUUAUCCUGUACGAAUGCAUGAUGGGAAAACUUCCUUUCGAGCUGCACGACUUGCCAAACCUUUUGACACUUUACCAGAGCAAGGGUAGCGGGGGUUUGAAACUGGCAAUUCCAGAAGCCACAUCGGGACCCCUGAUGGAUCUCUUGAAGCGGAUGUUGCAGGUGUUGCCUGAGAAUAGGGGAAGUUACAAGUCAGUGACUGAGCACCCCUUCUUCAAAGCUUCAAGCAAAAAAGCUGGAGUACGUCUAUCUGAACUGUCCACCAACGCAGUCGGCUUCUCCGGUAACAAGCUUUCAAAAGAAUCUGCUGAUUCUACCGACUCAUCUGGAUAUGGCAGCAUUGGAAGUAGUAGCAGUGAGCUGUGGAAGAGAGUGAGUGUGGUGAAAGGAGACAUCACCAAUCUGAAGGUGGACGCCAUUGUCAGUGCAACAAACAGUCAGAUGAAUGGUGGCGCGGGCGUCGAUAAAGCUGUUCACGCACGAGGCGGCCCCGAGCUGACAGCCGAGUGCAAGAAUCUUGCACCAUGUCGGGUAAGCGAGGCGAAACUAACGAAAGGAUACAAGCUGCACGCCAAGCAUGUAAUACACACAGUUGGACCUUCCGAUAAGAACCAAAAACAACUGGCGCGCUGUUACGCGAACUGUUACUUGAGAAUGCUUGAAUCGGGAGCAAAGACUAUCGCGUUUUGCUGUAUUUCAACUGGAAUUCUCGGCUAUCCAAGAGUGGAAGCUGCUGCAAUCGCACUGAGCGUCACCCGUGAUAUACUCAAGAAGGUCGACUCGGACGCUAUUGAGAAGGUGACUUUCUGUUGCUUCCUGGAUGAAGACUUCCAAGUAUAUGAUCAGCUUAUCCGCAAAAAGUUCUUCCCUCGAUCUUCAUCUGAGUAGAUGACUCUUCACGGGAACGAAAUUUAAUGAUGGCGAAAACGAAACGAAAGCUUACACAACAUAUAUUUCAGACUUUUUCAGCGAGCUGGUUGAACAUCAUCCAUAUUUGUGUACGAACUUCAUCAUCUAACCACUUAAUUUGGCCCAACAAACUCGACCCAGAUAAAUUAACCUUGACUUGUUUUAUAUUGAUUAGUUGACUUCAUUUUACAGA
This is a messenger RNA of Symsagittifera roscoffensis, 1933 nucleotides long. Its product is annotated as serine/threonine-protein kinase ULK1-like. The transcript is spliced from 7 exons. Gene Ontology annotation, molecular function: ATP binding; protein serine/threonine kinase activity. Gene Ontology annotation, cellular component: membrane; cytosol; phagophore assembly site. Gene Ontology annotation, biological process: peptidyl-serine phosphorylation; autophagosome assembly; regulation of autophagy. Lineage: Eukaryota; Metazoa; Xenacoelomorpha; Acoela; Convolutidae. The coding region runs from base 202 to 1719 and encodes 505 amino acids. The record is from RefSeq and is a predicted model, not a curated record.